AGAGCCAUGGUUCUGCGGCUAGUCACCCACUUCAACGUGCUGGCGGACGUACUCCCGAGUCUGCUCGCACAAGCGGAGACAGUGGACGAAGGAGAAGGCGCAGGUGUUUUAGAAACAACCUAUGGGAGCUUACAUGUACUAAACAUUGAAAGGAAUGGAAACAUUAUUUAUACCUAUAAGGAUAAUAAGGGAAAUGCUGUCUUUGGAUUAUAUGACUGCCAAACCAAACAGAAUAAGCAUCUGUAUACCUUUGAGAAGGACAUGCAAGCUGUCAGUUGCUCUGUCAACAGCGAGAGAACACUGCUUGCUGCAAGCUUCAUUCAGUACACAAAAGAAGGAGUAAGGAAUGAGCUUCAGACAGGAUCGAAGUGCCUGACUUUGCUGGUUGAAAUCCACCCUGUGAACAAUGUGCAGGUUCUGAAAGCAGUGGAUAGCUGUAUUUGGGUACAGUUCCUCUACCCACAAGCUGAAAGUCAUCUUCCACAGAACCACCUGCUACUGAUUUCAGAAGAGAAAUAUAUUGAACGGUUUCAUAUCCAGAUCACCAGAGAAGAUGGAGACAGAGUGGUGAUUGCAAAUUCUAGCCAUCUCCCAAGAGACAGAAUAGCUGAAGACUUUGUUUGGAGUCAGUGGGAUAUGUCAGAGCAGAGACUAUACUACAUUGAACUAAAGACAUCAAAGAGUAUCUUGAAAUGCAUCCAGUUUGGGGCAGGUGAAAGUUUUAACUUAAUGUUUGAAAUGCCCUUGGACAUAUCAUUAAGUGGCUUGAGGUUUCAACUUGUCAACUUUGGAUAUGACUAUCGUCAAGACCAAGAGAAGCUAUACAAUCAGCCUUCUCUCUGCAUUUUUACCAACCACACAGGGAGUUUGUGUGUGUGUUACAGUCCAAAGUCUGACUCUCGGAAAGAAAUCACGUAUUCGGUGUUUUACCUCCAUAAAGGAUACAGAAAGACCUUCACUGCAGCUCCUGGAAGUGCUGACUCACAGGUCACAAAGGGCAUCACUUUUCUCAACCUUGGCUACUGGGUGGCUGUUUACUCCCCUGGCCAUUUCCUUCAUUUUCUUAACAUUCAGCAUCCCGACUUGAUCUGCCACAGUCUGUUUCUGACAGGAAACAACAAAAUGGCUGCUGUGCUACCUUCAAGUCCUUUGCAGUCCCUGCCAGGGUCCCUAAUUCUGGACUGCUACUCUGGAAAGGUCUACAGAGCAACCCUUGACCAGUCAUACUUGAUGCGGUUCCUAUGGAAUGCCCAUCUAGACUGUGAGAAAAUGGCUGCACUGCACUGUGCACUGUCCUGUGGUCGAGACCCAGGUUUCUCAGAAGAACAGAUUAUUCAGUGGAUUUCCGAGCGUGUUUCUGCCUGCCAUUCAUUUGACCUCAUUCAAGAAUUUCUAAUUGCUUCUUCCUAUUGGAGUGUGUAUGCAGAGCUGGAUGACGUGGGCAUGCUCUUACCUUACUCCUCUGUGCUGACUUGGAAUGCAGAAAUUCCCGGAAUCAAGCUUGUGACAGAGGAGCUCCCGUUGCCUCUUAUGAAGGUCUACAGCUUGAAGGGGUACUGGGCAAAGCUGAACUCCAACCUGGAGUAUAUCAAGUAUACAAAGCCUCACUUGCACUAUCACAACAGUGUUGUGAGGAGAGAGUGGCAUAACCUGAUCUCUGAAGAGAGAAUGGGCAAACGAAGAUCCACAAUGUAUGUGAGGAACAUUCUUGACAACGCAAUGAAGGUGAUUUCUAACAUGGAAAGGAGGACAUUGGAGCCAAGGUUAAUACCCCUCUUACAAGAGGAAGAUAGGCACCAGCGGCUGCUCAUGGGCCUGAUGGUGUCUGAGCUAAGAGACCAUCUACUGAGACACCUACAGCGUGUAGAAAAGAAGAAAAUUGAACAGAUGGUUCUGGACUACAUUUCAAAACUGCUGGAUCUCAUUUGGUGCUUGCUAGAAACCAGUUGGAGGAAACACAGUGUGCAUCCUUGGAUUCUCCACCUCAAUAACCAUGGCAGUGCUGCAGAUUUUGAAAUCUUUCAUCUCAUGACCAGGAUUUUGGAUGCUGCUAGCAGUUUGUGUUUUCCUCUGCCUCCUGGUUUCCACUCUCUGCACACGAUCCUCGGGGUCCGCUGUCUCCCUCUGUACAACCUACUGCACUACAUUGAUAAUGGUGUGCUGCUGCUCACUGAGACCAUGGUCAUGAGGCUUAUGAAAGAUCUGGACAAUUCAGAGAAAAAUGAAAAACUGAAAUUCAGCAUCAUUGUACGGCUCCCUCCGCUUAUUGGCCAGAGGGUCUGCCGGCUUUGGGACCAUCCCAUGAGUUCCAACAUCAUUUCACGGAACCAUGUGGCCCAGCUGCUGAAGAACUACAAGAAAGAGCCUCGGAACUCCAUGACUGACAAGUCAUCAUUUCCAGUAGAAUUUCUACCUCUGAACUACUUCAUUGAAAUUCUCAUGGGCCUGGAGUCUUCCAACCAAGCACUGUGUGGCUUUGAAGGACAUGACAAUGUGGAUGCAGAAUUUGUAGAGGAAGCUGCUCUGAAGCACACCGCCGCGCUUUUGGGCUUAUGAAAAUGAACGUGCAGACAACCGAUUUCAGCGUAGUCACCCCCCUUUCCUGGGAAUUCUUCACUAUCAUUAAGAUUGGGAGCAGGUCAGAAUAUUCUGCAGAGCUGUUUGGCUUCAGUACAGUUCUUAUUCAGAGGCAGCUGUUCCAUCUUCCAGUUUGAGUAGCCAGUAAACAGCCACGAGGAAAGAACGAGUUCAAGGCUGUAGACCGUGACAGAAGCACUGCCCUUCUUGGAGGCCCAGCAGGCUAGGAGCUGGUUCUGCUGCUCUACAGAAUCUAAUAACAUAGGGAACAAUGCUCAGGACAGUAAGAGCCAGGCAGAUCACUGGAAAGAACAUAAAACAGGCAGGAAAAUAAAUGUUGUGAAGAGGAUUUCAGAAGAACCUGAAACUGGAGUAAACAAGAUUUGUCUUUCCAGUAUGGAGUAACUGUGACAAAUCAUCAUUUGCACAUAUGGGACUUAAACCAGCCUUUGUGGUGGUUCAGAUAGAGCCCUAUUUAAUUUUAUAUUUAUGAUUUAGUACUAUCUUGUCAUUA
This is a messenger RNA of Arvicanthis niloticus (Nile rat), 3091 nucleotides long. Its product is annotated as gamma-secretase-activating protein. The record is from RefSeq and is a predicted model, not a curated record. NCBI's taxonomy places the organism in Eukaryota, Metazoa, Chordata, Mammalia, Rodentia, Muridae. Gene Ontology annotation, cellular component: trans-Golgi network. Gene Ontology annotation, biological process: positive regulation of amyloid-beta formation.